Messenger RNA from Hyla sarda, 2385 nucleotides. RefSeq names its product septin 8 (gene SEPTIN8). Bases 267 to 1550 code for a protein of 427 amino acids. Gene Ontology annotation, cellular component: septin complex; septin ring; cell division site. Gene Ontology annotation, molecular function: molecular adaptor activity; GTPase activity; GTP binding. The record is from RefSeq and is a predicted model, not a curated record. Gene Ontology annotation, biological process: cytoskeleton-dependent cytokinesis. The transcript is spliced from 10 exons. Lineage: Eukaryota; Metazoa; Chordata; Amphibia; Anura; Hylidae.
CUUUGCGGGCAGAGGGCGGCGCCGGGCCCUGGCAGGGUAUUCCGUGUAAUUCCCCGCUGCCGCCCAAAGGCUCGUUGUGAGGCCAGGUCCUCGCUGCGCCCUCUACAGGCCCGUGGGAGGUGACAGCGACUCUGUAAUGCAGAGGGGAGUUUCCAGGAAGUACAGUGGCCAUAUUGGAUCCCAUUGAGAGCCAGGAGCUGCGAUUGCAUCAAUUCAGACGACAGCAGCUCGGGAGACGGCCGGCAGGAUCUAGAGAGCACGCCAGCAUGGCCGCGACUGAUGUAGAGAGGGCAACUAAUGACGAAAAACGCAGCCUCACACUGAGUGGCCAUGUGGGUUUUGACAGCCUUCCAGAUCAGCUUGUUAGUAAAUCGGUGACCCAAGGUUUCUGCUUCAACAUUCUAUGUGUAGGUGAAACAGGUAUUGGAAAGUCUACAUUAAUGAACACACUCUUUAACACCAACUUUGAAACGGAAGAGGCCAGCCAUUAUGAGAACGGAGUGCGACUAAGACCACGAACAUACGAACUCCAGGAGAGCAACGUACACCUAAAACUGACAAUUGUGGACACUGUGGGAUUUGGCGACCAGAUCAACAAAGAUGACAGUUACAGGUCAGUCGUUGACUACAUUGAUACUCAGUUUGAGAAUUACCUACAAGAAGAGCUGAAAAUUCGACGUUCCCUGUUCAACUUCCAUGACUCCAGAAUACACGUCUGCCUAUACUUUAUCACCCCAACGGGACACUCCCUAAAAUCCCUGGAUCUGGUGACCAUGAAGAAGCUGGACAGUAAGGUUAAUAUCAUUCCAAUAAUUGCUAAAGCUGACACCAUUUCCAAGAGUGAGCUCCACAAGUUCAAGAUCAAGAUCAUGAGCGAGCUGGUCAGCAAUGGUGUCCAGAUCUAUCAGUUUCCAACCGAUGACGAUGCUGUGGCAGAGAUCAACUCUGUCAUGAACGCUCACCUCCCAUUUGCAGUAGUGGGGAGCACAGAGGAGGUAAAAGUUGGGAAUAAGCUUGUGAGAGCCAGACAAUACCCAUGGGGAGUUGUACAAGUUGAAAAUGAGAGCCACUGUGACUUUGUAAAACUGAGAGAAAUGCUGAUUCGGGUCAACAUGGAAGACCUCCGAGAGCAGACACACACCCGCCACUAUGAGCUAUACAGGCGCUGCAAGCUAGAAGAGAUGGGAUUUAAAGACACGGACCCUGAUAGCCAGCCAUUCAGUCUUCAGGAGACUUAUGAAGCCAAAAGAAAAGAAUUUCUUGAGGACCUGCAUCGGAAAGAGGAAGAGAUGCGACAGAUGUUUGUGAACAGAGUCAAGGAAACUGAAGCUGAACUAAAGGAGAAGGAGCGUGAGCUGCAAGAGAAAUUUGCACAUUUAAAGAAGAUUCACCAUGAUGAGAACAAAAAGCUGGAAGAUAGGAGGAAGGAGUUAGAAGAGGAGAUGAAUGGGUUCAACAGAAGGAAAAUGGCGGUGGAGUCCAUGCAGUCACAGUCAUUCCAAGCAAUGUCUCAACAGCCUUUAAAGAAGGACAAGGACAGGAAAAAUUAAGAUGCACAGACGUACAUGUCAAGAUUGGACUUACAGGUUCAUGUCAUUACAUUACAUGAAUUCUCACCAUCCAUCCUAACAUUGUAUUGUGUGGACCAAAGCAUACCGACAUCCUGGAUACUAGGAGUUUACAACGUACCCAGUCAUUUUAAUAUAUGCAGGAACAAUGUGAGUCCUAUUCAUUCUAGAAGCGUGAAGCUUUCUGGUGCAACACCAAAUGUGUAUUUAAAACUCUUACCAAUACUUUUAAUAUGUGCAUAAUCUGACACACCCAAGACAUCCAUGAUAUUUUUAUUAUAUUAAUUAUUAACUAAUAGAAGAUUCACUGUGGGUAGAGAUUUGCUGUUCUAGUGCUAUCCUGAAAAGGAAGGAACUUAGGGAACUUUGAGUAAACAUAGAAUUCCAUUUUUUCAGUUCACCUAAUAUGUAAAGUGAUUUGCUGCAAGCUGUGUUAUUAAUGGGUGGUGAAUGGAUGCGGCGCAACAUUUAUAGACUGCGGAAUUGUAGUCCAUUCACUGUAAAAUGGAUGACCUUUUAUUACAUGCAAAAAUUGUUCGGAAGGGAACAUCAGGUUUAACACAGUGUAAAGGUUUUCUAUAGAGACAUAACCCCACCAUUGCCAUCUUUCCAGGUGACCGCAGCAAGCUGUAUUACUCUGUUUAAUAUGUUUUUUCACUUUUUACGUAUUUUUUAUAACUUUCUUAAAGGUUGAUCCUUUUUAAUGGAUUUUCCAUAUUGAUAGGAGGGAUAAUUUAGCUGAUAUGACCAAAAACCUUUGUUUCCUUUCUUCUAAUGUUUAUAGUAAAGGGGUUUUCUGGCGGAUAUACCUGGUAAC